Molecule: messenger RNA, 1553 nt
Organism: Galendromus occidentalis (western predatory mite)
Lineage: Eukaryota; Metazoa; Arthropoda; Arachnida; Mesostigmata; Phytoseiidae
Product: kelch domain-containing protein 3
Exons: 1
Coding region: 29-1255 (408 amino acids)
Cellular component (GO): cytoplasm
Molecular function (GO): protein binding; chromatin binding
Source: RefSeq, a predicted model, not a curated record
UGCUCAGAUCGUAGAGGAGUUGCUCGAGAUGGAUCCUUCGAAGGAACUGGUGCGUGGUGGAUUCCCAAAUCCCACAGAAGCCCAACCAGAAGCCAAAGGAUUUGGCCAUCAGUGGAUCGCAACCCUCGCCGGCCCACAGCUGACGGGUCACGCCUCGACCCUGCUCGGGAAGUUCAUAUACAUUUUCGGAGGCUGCCGUCUGCAAAACCUGAGCCGAGACCACGAGCCAAUAGAGAUCCUAGUCCUGAACACGGAGACAUUCCAAUGGAAGAUACUCGACCCACCGAAGCAGCUACCGGAGGAGACUCCAUUCAUGCGCUUCGGCCACACAGUCGUCGAACAUAACGGAUACGUCUAUCUGUUCGGCGGUCGUAGUUCUCUGGAAUUCUGCAGCGACCUGUUCCAAUACGAUCCCGUCGCUCAUCUCUGGAAGAAGAUCCGAACUCAUGGCACACCGCCAGAAUCUCUAGUUGGCCACACAAUGAACGUAAUCGGUGACGUCGCCUACGUUUUCGGCGGUCUACGCAACCACCAGAAUAAUUGUACUCAGCAGAUGCUCGCCCUGAAUCUACGGGAUUUCCGCUGGUCCUUCGUGGCGCAGAACGGAGAGAUUCCGUCAGCUCGUUAUUUGCACCGCGCAACUGUGAUCGACAAGAGAAUUUACGUAUUCGGGGGAAAUUACAAUGCCACUGAGAAGAGCCACUACGACGCAUUUUUCUAUUUUGACUCGGACACUCGGACGUGGCACAGAGAAGGCGCUCGCGAGGCGACGCCCCUCGGUCGGAGGAAUCAUUCAAUAUUUGCGUACAGAGGCAAUAUUUUCACCUAUGGAGGCUGGUGCAUCGAAAGUGAGGAAACCAGCGUCGACAUGCGCCGUUUCGACACCCAAACAGGACGAUGGGAGGAAUUUGAAGUCGGAGUUGGGGCUCUCGACAUUCCAUCAGGCCGUAGAUCUCACACCACCGUCGUAGUGGGAGAUCGCUUGUUUGUGAUUGGAGGCAUGGUGCUAACCGAGGACGACUGCUUGAACGUGACAUUCGACGACAAUGACGACGACGAUGAUGUCCGCCUUCAGGAUUUACGGAAGGACAACUUCGUAGUUCUCGAUUUUAGACCCUCACUGAAGACAUUAUGCAUGACAGAAGUUGCGCGAAACGAUUCCGAUCGGAGCGAGCUCCCGCGGAACGUCCGACUGCAAAUGUCCCGAAUGUUCGAUGGAGGGAAUUUGGCGCGCGUAAUCGAGCGGGGAAAAUGAUUUUCUCGGAAAGUAUUCAUUGUGAAGGAGCGAUUUCGAAUUCCUGAAUCUAUUGUGUGAAACCAAAAACAAAAAGCGUAUAAGCUAAAACCGAAUUCAGAUCCGUCCGUCGAGAGCAGACUUGUGACUACGAAGACGGAAUUCCGGCUCUCGACGUUUUUCUUCGCAGGACAAUUGACAGAAAAGAAAACUCUCGGGAAUAGAGGAAAAUCACACCGAUUCAAUUUUGAGAAGGCAUGAUGCAUGUAUGCAAAUAUACUCGAUGUUCGAACUAUGUUCAGGUCGUUUCAUCACAUCG